Messenger RNA from Brugia pahangi, 903 nucleotides. The record is from the annotation of a GenBank genome assembly. NCBI's taxonomy places the organism in Eukaryota, Metazoa, Nematoda, Chromadorea, Rhabditida, Onchocercidae.
AUGUCACUGUUUACCCUGAUACUACCGAUAUUACUACUAAUAUUGCUGGAUGAAUAUUCGUUAGCGCAAAAAACUAUACCUGAUGAGAUACGUGAAAAGGUAAGCCAAGCGCGUACAUUCAGUGAACUGCUACCCGUCAUACAACUUUCGUUUGCACCACAUUUACUUCGAAAUGGGGGCAAAUCAAUGUUGAAGCAUCACAAGGUAUUACAAGCUACUGAAAUAGGGUCUUACAUGAACCGCACGCAAAAUGCUGAGUUCCUUGGAUUUCGCGGACUUGAUCUAUCAAGAAAAUCCAAUUCUCAACAAACUGCCGAUGAUAAUACAGUGAGCAGCUUGGCGAUACUGCGCACAAUUCGACAAGGUGAAGAUAAAUGUGAGUUGCAAAAAGCUUGUAUUCCUAUAUUACCGGAAAAUCCUGACCCUGGAUUAUUGAUAUUUCCGAAAUGCUAUGAAAUAACACAAUGUAUUGGAUCGUGUUGUGAAUUUACCGAACAUUGCCGUCCAACCAGUACCGAAUAUAUUCAACAACCGAUUAUUGAAAUGCUGUAUGCAGGUAAUAAUCUAUUUGUAAUCAAUCAAACGCGAAAUAUAACGGUCGAACAACAUACUGCUUGUAGUUGCCGAAUAUGCACUCGAUUUGGCGCAGCUAUUCAGUGCCCGCAAAAGAAAGUUGUUAGUCCGGACUGUAAAUGUGAAUGCAGAAAUCGAGAAGAGAAAAAAAAUUGUCAAGGUCCAAAUAAGAUAUGGAAUGACGAAACGUGCACCUGCAGUUGUGUCACAAAGAAUGACUGCAGCGGAAGUAAUUCGGAUACAUACAAUGCUACUGCUAUCAUCCACACAAUAAUGAAAAUUAUGAGGAGCCGGAAACGUCCGGCAAUUUCUGAUCGACAUUUCAGCUAG